Arabidopsis thaliana (thale cress) is the source of this 2225-nucleotide messenger RNA. RefSeq lists its product as uncharacterized. The record is from RefSeq and is marked reviewed. The coding region runs from base 317 to 1309 and encodes 330 amino acids. NCBI's taxonomy places the organism in Eukaryota, Viridiplantae, Streptophyta, Magnoliopsida, Brassicales, Brassicaceae. The transcript has 4 exons.
GGUUUUUAAAAAAUGUGAAUACUAUUACUGUUUUUUUCUUUGGAUUUCCAAGGCAAAAUAGUUAAGAAAAGACCAAAGGAAAAUAGUUUUGAUUUUCGUCCAUCACGCAUUAAUUACGGAUAAUUAUUAUAUUAAGAAGGAAAAAAAAAAACAAAAAAAAGCAGAAGUGAUAUUAAAGUGCUUUUGAGCUGUCUCGUAGAAACCAUGAAACCUUAAUAAAAGCAACCUUGUCUUCAACAUUCUCCAUCUUCCUCCUCACUUAAUCCCCAAGUUCACACUUCAAAUCCACUCUUUCUAUUUCUCUCCUUCUUCUUCUAUGUCUCGCCUCCUCCCUCCUCAUCUCUCCGUCAACCUUCCUACCAUGGAGAAAACUACUUCUUCCGAGUUAACCCCAACUCGACUCGGUUUUCCUAACGAGUUCCCUUACGAGUUCGACUCUCCUUCCUUCUCCCCUGGUUUCACUUCUCCCGGUGACUCCACUGAGACGGAAGACGAAAGCAGUGAUGACGAGGAAGACUUCCUCGCUGGGUUAACUCGCCGACUCGCUCCUUCGACUCAGCGUCUUCCUUCCCCUCUCUUCAAGUCUGAGGAGAAACGUCAAGUUGCAGCUACUUCACCACAGUCAACACUGAGUGGACUCGGAAGCUUUUCAAACUCAGGAAGUAGAAGCCCUAUCCUUCCAUCUCCACCGGCUCCUACGUCAUCAUUUCGUAGAGACAACGCGUGGGAUGUGAUUUCUGCGGCUGCUGGAGAAGUCGCUAGACUUAAGCUCGGAAGCUACGAGCCUCAUCACCUUCCCCUUCAAACCCCUGAGUCUCUUCUCCGCCGUCAAAACGCUGCCAUACAUGCUGAACUCCAACACCAGCGUCUCAUCGAACAGAUGUGGCUCUGCUCUGCUCAGUCAAGAUUCAAGCUCUCAGAGAAUCGUAUCCCAAGGAGAGUAGUUAAUGAAGAAGGCUUAUUUGAGAAUCCGAGAUACGUGAGACGCAACAAUCCUACGUGGUUGCCUCCGCAACAAGCCGCAGCUCCUUUGAAACGUCCUUCUGCUGGAACCGGUGUUUUUCUUCCCCGGCGAUACCCAUCGGCCGCCCCUUCCGAUUCCCUGAAAACACCAGUCAACACUCCAGCUAUGUUGCAGCCUAAAGUGAAACCUCAAAAUCUCAACUUUGAUGAGUUCACCAAUAUUGUUGGGCCAAGGCGUAGCCAAUUCGAUUACGAGUGCAUGUUGGCGAGAAGUACAGUACUUGCUCGUCAGGGAAAUUUCAGAGCAGUUAGUGGUGGUGGUCUUCCACAGGAUUGGAUGUACUGAUGUUGUUGGAGUUUUAGCUGUUGUUUUUGUCUUACAAGUUCGAAAUUCGGAAGGAGCGUCUUAGUUUAGAAGGUGGUUCGGUUUAGGUUAUAGUUGAACUAGUGAAGUUUGCGUUCUGGUUAGUAAUAAGGAUUUGAAUUAUAAGAAUAAAUUUAGGGGGAUAUUCAAGUUUGUAUUAAUAAAUAUAUAUAUAUAUAUAUAUAUUUAUGUAUUUUUAGUUACUAAGACCAAGCUCUCUGUAAUUUUUUUGUUGACCUUGGGAGGGUUUUUAAGGAGUGGAGUGGGGAAAUUGAAAAUUUGUUGGGUGGGAUUUGUUAUUUGUGAUACAUAAAUAGUGUUUUCUGCUAUUUUUGGUAAAAUCUAAUGGGUCUGUAGUAAAAACAUCGGAAUUAUUUUGUUUGUUUAUUAAUAAUUAAUUAUUGAUAUCUUUAGUUCUCUUUAAGUACUACUUCGAUUUACGUACCUUUGAGUUGUGAUUGCGCAAAGUUACGGCUUGUGACGUGUACUCGUUGAAAUUUUGAAAAAAGAACAGUGGUUACAGUUUCAAUGAACUACUAUAGUGUUGUACUUCGAUUAUUGGGAUCAAAUCAAACGUGUAGAUACGUUAUAGUUUUUGAAAAAACAAAGAUGCAUAAUGACUUGUAAACAUGGAAAAAGCAAAAGGAAAGAGGAAAAGAAGAUCUGGAAAGAAAAGAAAGAGAAAAAAAGAAGCCAAAAGGGUUGCGUAGGCGUGAAGCAGUGGGCAAUGCACAGACUUUGAAAUACGGAACAACUUUUUUUCUUUCUUUCAAUUCUGAUAUAUUAUUAUCGUGUACUGUAUUUGGUUGGAUAUGUAGAUUGUGUAUGUCCCUAUAAUUUACUACAUGAAUUCUGCUUUUUUAUCUGAUCUAAAACUUUAUACGGUUCUACAAAUCUU